Strongyloides ratti is the source of this 603-nucleotide messenger RNA. Its product is annotated as Probable U3 small nucleolar RNA-associated protein 11. Gene Ontology annotation, cellular component: nucleolus; small-subunit processome. The transcript has 2 exons. Bases 1 to 603 code for a protein of 200 amino acids. The record is from RefSeq and is a predicted model, not a curated record. Gene Ontology annotation, biological process: rRNA processing. NCBI's taxonomy places the organism in Eukaryota, Metazoa, Nematoda, Chromadorea, Rhabditida, Strongyloididae.
AUGAGUUCUAUGAAAACGAGAAAUAAGGCUAUAAAACGUGAACAUCGUGAAAGGCCACAAAUAAAAGAACGUGCUAAUCUUGGACUUCUUGAGAAAAAAAAAGAUUGGAUAAAGAGGGCAAGAGAUUUUCAGGAGAAGAGAGAUAAAAUAAGAGAAUUAAGGGAAGUUGCAUUGUCAAAAAAUCCUGAUGAGUUUUAUCACCAUAUGAUAAGGAGUCAAAUAGGAAGAGAUGGUAUUCACAGAGAUUUUGAUAUGGACCAGGUUUUGGGAAAAGAUGCUAAAGAUUCGGAAAGGAAUCUUAAAAAAGAUCUUUGUUAUGUUACAUUUAAAUUAGUUAAUGAAAAGAAAAAAAUUGAUAAACUAAAAGGAUCUCUUCAUUUAGCAACAAUUGGGAGACCAAUUAAUAAGCGUAUUGUUUAUCAAGAUGAUUCCGAUGAUGAUGGACUAAUAGGAAUAGUUGAAGAAAGUAAAGUUUCUCUUCCUGAUUCUUCCCAAAAAUUACAUGAAAUGAAUGAAAGCUACAAACUUCUAGCAGAAAAAAUAAAAAAAGUAAAGGAGUUAGAAAUUGUUAAAAGAAAAUUAGAAAAACUUUUACAUAAAUAA